AUGUCAUUUGGACCAGACUUCAAGGAUAAAGAAUUAUUUCUUCUCCCGGAAUUGAAAUCUGAAUCAAGGUUGCAAUUGUUUACAUUACCAAAUCCAUCAAAUAUUAAAUCCAAGGAAACACUUCUACUAUUUCAAACCACAGACAGCGUUAGCAGUAAAGAUAUAAUUUAUCGUCUACAGGAUCAUUCUUUUAGCAAGCCAUGUGCUCGUAAAAAUAGCGAAGAAUUAGCCAAGGGCACAUAUCAUUAUACAAAUGAAUCACAGCCGAUUAAAUCAAUGUUUUUACUUAAUGAGGACGAUCGAAAAGAUGGUUACGUAUUAGAAUCAAGUACCUUCAAGCACGCUACAAUUUAUGACCUUACAUAUAGUCUAAUAGGCUUUUAUUUUAAAAAUAGCGUUACUGAAGACGAAAAGGAUUAUAUUGAUUGUGAUAUUAAAAGUGAAGAAUCUUCAGAGAGUGACAGAUAUUUAACUCUCAGAGAUUAUCACGACUUAUUAACAGAUUCCCAUGAUAAAAAUUGGGCGUUUGUUUCAAUGGAAAGUCUAGAAACUGCAUUAGUUAAGAUAUGUGAUACAAUUGAAGAAGCUGGUGAUUCUUACUAUAAGAUUAGAUUACAUAAAAUCAUAGGAUUUUUAAGUUCGAAAGUGCUGAAGAUUGUGGAUAAUUUCCCCAAAAGUCUAAAUUUACCAAUAGACUAUCCAGAAGAUAUAAAAUAUUGUGGGAAGGUCGUUCUGGCUUGUAAUUUAAUGAUAUCGUUAAUACCAAAAGAAGCAUACCGAAAGCUAAGGCAGUCCUCAGAAAAUACAGGGAGCACUUCAGAAGAUACUGACAUAUUAGAGAACAUAUCUAUCAGCGGUUGCUUUGAUAAGUAUAAUAAAUAUAAGAAAGAGAUUGCAGCACAAGUAGCUGAAAAGGAAUUACUGACUCAAACUGCGAUGAAUGUUGGAUUAGGCAGUAAAUCUGGUAAACAAGCGAUUAAGAAGGGUAUUAGAAAGGUAACAGUUGCAAAGAAGAAAGUUGCGGUUGGGAAAGGAGCCAUUGAUGGGUUUUUCAAGCGAUAG
Molecule: messenger RNA, 1062 nt
Organism: Kazachstania africana CBS 2517
Lineage: Eukaryota; Fungi; Ascomycota; Saccharomycetes; Saccharomycetales; Saccharomycetaceae
Gene: RNH202
Product: Rnh202p
Exons: 1
Coding region: 1-1062 (353 amino acids)
Biological process (GO): RNA catabolic process; ribonucleotide metabolic process
Cellular component (GO): nucleoplasm; ribonuclease H2 complex
Source: RefSeq, a predicted model, not a curated record